CGCUCUCCGCUUUACGGCUAGGCGGCCGUGGCGGUUGCCAUGGGGCAGAGCGUGGGUGGCAACCGUAACUAGGGAGCGCGCGGAGAAGGAAGCGGGGGUCGCUGGAGGUGGCCAGGCGGCGGGACCACCCCGGCCUUUGGCGAACCGAGGUGGACGUGGUCUGAGACUCCCGGGGAAGAAUGUCCGAUGCCGGAGAAACCCCCCCAGAAGAAAGGAAAGGACACGGAGAGACAGAAAUGGAAGAAGACGACGCCGACGCUGAGGAAGUAGAUGAUUCCCGCCCGGAAUCAGGAGAGGACACGUUACCAUGGAGGGGGUCGCAGGAGGAGGAAGAGGAGAGGGAUGAGGAGGAAGAGGAUGGGGAGGAGGGAGAGGAGAAGGUGGGAGAGGGGGAAGAGGAGGAAGAGGAGGAGGAGGAAGAAGAGGAAGAGAUGGAGAAGGAGGAGGAGAGUGAGGAGGAGACUGAAGGAAUGCAGAAGAAAACCUCCGUGAAGUACCGGGACUUCAAGCUGAAGAAAACUGCCUCUGACUCUCUGUCGGGCAGUUCCUUAAGAAGCCCUAAAGGUAGCAAGACCAAGGAUUCGUUCCAGUCGGGAAGCUCCAUGCCCGAUGAGCUUUCCCGAGGCCCGAGCUUGCAAUACGAGCUUCUUGACUUGGAGCCAGGCAGCUCUGAGGAGCAGCAGGUUGGUCUUCACGAGAGGCAGUCGGCAGGUGAGCUGGAAGAAUGGACCGACCAGGCACCACACAGCGGAGCGGGGCCCAAAACAGCUGAGGAACCCAUACAGGGAGAGAAGAGACGAGACAAGCGCGUGUCCUACUCCCUCUAUGAAGAAGUCAAAGAAUUCCCAUGCAGGGUGGCGGUCUCCAAGCAGUCCCAGGUGUCCACCUCCACGGAGGACGGUCUCUUCCAGAAGGUGCCCGCCCCGGAGGUGCAGCCCCUGACGGUGACCUGGACGUUCGGAUGGAACAGCUCACUCCCCGUCUUCUACAUCCGCGAGGAGCGCCACAGGGUCCUCCUGUACGUCUGUGCUCACACGGUGGUCAUCUACAACACUUUCUGGAACAGGCAGCACCACCUGCAGGGCCACCCGAACGUCAUCUCCUGCCUGUGUGUCAGCGAAGACCGGCGCUGGAUUGCCACGGCGGACAAGGGGCCCGGCUGCCUGAUCAUCAUAUGGGACUCCUUCACAGGGGAUCUGCCCGCCCUGGACACUUCCUGGAGCAUCCCCGUGCACACCAUCUUUGACAGCUGCCCCGAUGGAAGCGGCAUCAGGGCCAUAGCCAUCACGCGCGAUGCCAAGUACCUGGCCACCAUCUCAGAUGCCGAAAUCCAGAAGGUGUGCAUCUGGAAGUGGACGUUAGCAGUGGAGACGCCAGCCUGCACCCUGGAGCUCCCCAAAGAGUACGGUUUCCAGAACUACCUUAUCUUUAACCCAAAGAAUAAUAAGGAAUUGGUGAGCAAUAGCAAAACACAAGCGAUAUAUUAUUCAUGGGACGAAGAGAAAGACACCCUCGUGCACAGUGCCCCGCUUCUGACAGAAAAAACGUUCAACAAGCUCGUGGGAAAAUUCAGCCAGUCCGUGUUUCACUUGCAUUUGACCCAAAUCCUCUCGGCCACAAUGGAAGGGAAGCUGGUGGUGUGGGACGUCCAGCGCCUGGGGGGCUCCCCCUGCAUCAAGCCCUGCAAGCUGGUGCACUUGCAGAGGGAGGGCAUCACGGUGCUCACCACCGUCGACAGCUACAUCGUCACAGGCGACAUCAGGGGCAACAUUAAGUUUUACGACCACACCCUGUCCAUCGUUAACUGGUACAGUCACUUCAAGCUGAGCGCCAUAAGAACGCUUUCCUUCUCCAAGACCCCAGCAGCUCCUCCUACGGAAAAGUCAAACUACCCUCCAGACUGCACCUUGAAAGGCGACUUUUUUGUUGUAAGGAACUUCAUCAUCGGGACCUCGGACGCCACCGUGUACCACCUAACCACAGACGGCACCAAGCUGGAGAAGCUGUUCGUGGAGGCCAAGGACGCCAUCUGUGCCAUCUCCUGCCACCCCUACCAGCCCCUCAUUGCCAUCGGGAGUGUGUGUGGGAUGAUCAAAGUGUGGGAUUAUGAAAAGAAAAAGUACCUCUUCAGCAGGGUCUUUGAGAAGGGCCUCGGAGUGCAGAGCCUGAGCUACAACCCGGAAGGAGCCCUCCUUGGAGCUGGCUUCACAGAGGGAACAGUUUACAUUCUCGAUGCCAUGUCCUUAGAAAACGAGAGCCGGAAGCCUUUCAAAUACUCCAGAAGCAACGUGACUCACAUCAGCUUCUCCCACGACUCUCAGUACAUGGCAACGGCCGAUGUGAACUUCACUGUGGCCGUGUACAUGGUCGUGGUCAAAAACGGACAGAGGGUCUGGGAGUAUUUAGCAAGGCUCCGUUCUCAUCGCAAAAGCAUCCGAAGUCUCCUGUUUGGGGUCCACCUGGACAGCAAUGACCCCAGACUGCUGAGCCUCGGGAGAGACAGGCUCUUGAUCGAGUACAAUCUUCGCAAGAGCUGCAAAGACCACCUGGAGGUGCUGGACAUCCAGCGCACCGAUCAGGGCAGCUACCCCACCUGCAUGGUCUGGUACCCGCCCCUCACCAAGGAGCUCUUCCUGCUCGUCUGCAACAGCGGCUACAAAGUGAAGCUCUUCAACUCCACCACCAAAAUGUGCCGAAAGACGCUUCUUGGGCCGACUUUUGGUUCACCCAUCGAGCAGACCCAGGUCCUGCCGGCGAGAACUGCUAAGGAGCUGCAGAAGCGCUACUUGGUGUUCAUCAACAAGGACAAGGUUGGGCUGCAGAUCCUGCCAGUGGACGGCAACCCACACAAGACAUGGGCCAUUGUUUGCCACCCAGACGGGGUGGCCAGCAUGGCCCUGUCCUGUGAUGGCUCUUACGCCUUCACAGCAGGAGGCCACGAUCGCUCGGUUGUGCAGUGGAAAAUCAACCUGAGUGCCCUGGAGGCAGCGGUCUCUCUCGGGGGUGAGGACCUGACCCCGUUCUACGGCCUGGUGCCCGGCGGCAGGGAGGGCAAGUUCUACACGGAGCUCGAGGACUACUUCUACUACUCGCAGCUCCGCAGCCAGGGCAUCGACACGAUGGAGGGCCGCCAGGUGUCCGAGCACAUCUGCCUGUCGGAGCUGCCGUUCGUCAUGCGAGCCAUCGGCUUCUACCCGUCAGAAGAGAAGAUUGCGGAUAUGUUUAAUGAAGUCAAAUUUAGCGAGUAUGUAAACACUGGGAAGAUAAUUGACAAAAUCAACUUGCCAGAUUUCCUCAAAGUUUACCUCAAUCACAGGCCGCCUUUCGGUAACACCAUGAGUGGCAUUCAGCAGACCUUUGAGGUUCUGGGUUUCACCAAUUCCAGAGGACAAAAGGCUAUUCGAAGAGAGGAUUUCCUGAAACUGCUCCAAACGAAAGGUGAGCACAUGACCCAGGAGGAGAUGUCCAACUGCUUCGCUACACUGUUCGGCCUGAAUCCUGAGGGCUGGGGAUCGGAGCCCGCUGCCACCUCCGUCAAAGGUACCUUGUCAAAGGAUCAGAAAUUUGCCUUGAAGAAGAACUUCCAGAAGAAAUCACUGCAGAAAUAUUCACAACGGAAAUCCUUGGCUUGGCCAUUUCAGAAGAUUCCGAACAAAGUGGUCAGUGAAGUUGUGAGGAAUGUUCGAAGCCCAGAGGCAGCAUGCUGAGUGUGUGUGUGUGUGUGUGUGUGUGUGUGUGUGUGUGAUUUCUGCAUUUCCCUGCCCACGUUCUGCUCAUCAGGACAUUUGGACAUUAAAAGCAAGUUUCUGUUCGGCAAUGGAAUUUGCAAAGUUGGACAUUCCACUGUUUCUGAAAUAGAAAAGUAGGGGGAGGCAGGAACAGCCCUGGCAGCUGGGUGCUGAUGGCUGUGGGAUCCCCGGGCCUGAGCCAUGAAGAGGGUGCUGUCAAGAGGUCCAUGCAGGGCACAGCAAGGCUGGGCUGGAGGUGGAGGCCUUAGCAGCAGCCGGCCCCCUUCAUGACACCCGCCGGGCAUCACCCCAGCUGUUUGGGGCCCCCAAGAGUUCUGUGAGUGGCUUCUUCUCUACAAAAUACCUAGGCGGUUGGUGAGGCCCUCGGGAAGCGCAUCACUGGUCAAGCUUCACAGUGGGGCAACUGCCAGAGAGAAGCAGAAGCAGCCAGCCCCGUGUGUGACACAUCUGGGCCUCACCUGGUACACCGCACUAGCCCAGGUGGUUGAUUGGCCGCCUCACACUCCACUGGGCUGCGAAGCACACAGGAGGCAGAAAUCAUCUGCAGCUCUGCACGUGGUUAAGUUGGCAGCGAUAUGUUGGCCUUUAAAGUAUGUUGGCACCAUAGUGUACACAGACGAAAGCUAGGGUCUCAGUUUAUCUCCAUUACUUGAAAGGCAGAUGUGUAUCAUAUGUAUGUAUAUAUGAGACACAGAGAGAAAUCUUCCAUCUACUCAUUCACUCGUUAAGUGCCCACAACAGCUGGGAGCUGGGUCAGGCCGAAGCCAGGAGCCUACAACUCAACCCAAGUCUCCCACAUGGGUUCCAGGGACCCAAGUGCUUGAGCCAUCACCUGCUGCCUCCCACAAUGUGCAUUAGCAGGGAUCUGGGUUGGAAGCAGGGCUUGGACUUGACCCAGGCACUCUGAUUUGGCACAUGAGCCAUGCACUGACCACAAGGCCUGAUUUUAGAGGCAGUAUCCCCAGAUGCUCCCUCUAGAGCAUGCCCUACCCACAGCAGGAACUUCCCCCAAGGAACCAGCAUCUGCAGUGACAUUCCUGAUCUGCUUUACCUUCUUUCUCUCAAUGAGAGUCUGUGAAACAGAGCAGCUGCCACUCACUGGGGCACAAGCCCUCUCUGCUGUGCAGAGUCCAGGUGGAAACUUGGAAACUUGGCACAGUGAUGGUCACUGGAACACCCAGGGACACGCAGCAGAACCGUCUCCCCCAGGCCAGGCUGUCAUGGCAACCCCAGGGCAGCCAGCCCGAGCCCAGGAUCUGCAGCUCAUCGGAUCAUGCCACCAGGGCUCUGCAACCUAGCUUACAUCUUGUUCUUACAGGCACAAAAGGAAAAACAAGCGCUGUGGACCAAUUUUGCAGCUGCUCAGGGCUCAGGAGCUACAUUAGCAAGCCAGUUAAAAAGUUCUUGGGGACAUCGAGGGAACAGGAAGCUCUCAAGUGACUUACUUUUUAUUCUUUUCAAAAUAUAACUUGGAGUUGGUUGUGGCCUGGACACCAGUCAGGGACUUUUUUCAUCAUCUCUAGCAUCCUUUGGUUUUGUGCUUAUCAAUGCAUUCACUGGAAGUGUUUUCCUCGGCAGAACUGACCACUGACCAGUGAGGCAGUGAGCUGGGGCCACCGUCAGGCGUGGGCUGAACCAGUACUGUGUGUGUGUGCAUGGAUGGGGUCCUGCUAAAGACCCCAGGAGCCACCACCAGCGGGCUGGUGUCCGUGGCAUCCCCCCCAUUCACUUUGGUGACCCCUGUCCUGCAGGUGCUUGCGUUGUCUCUCAUACUGCUUGACAAAGACAAGGUGUACCUGAGGUACCCCGUCCAGUCCCAGGAGGGCCCUGUACCUCUCCCCAGUGUAGGCCCAGCCUGCUAAGUGCUUGUGGAAGAGAAGAGGUUGGCGUUAUUGCCCCAUCUGGGGCAGAGGGUGGGGGUGGUGCACAAAGCUCACGCUCCCUGACAGCAACAACAAAGAGACAGAGACAGUGGCAUACAAUUUGUGCAUCAGGACUUGGGAUGGGGGUGGGCACUGUGAUGCAGUGGGUUGAGCCACCACUAGGGAUACCUGCAUCCCAUAUUAGAGUGCCUAGGAUGGAGUUUGCCUCUACUUCUGACCCAGCUUCCUGCUAACGUGCUUGAGAAACAGCAGGUGAUGACUGAAUGAAGUUCUUGGGUCCCUGCCACCCAUAAAGGGAAACCCAAAUGGAGUUCCAGGUUACUGGCUUCGACCUGGCCCAGCCCUGGCUGUUGAAGACAUUUGGGAAAUGAAGCAGCCAAUGGAAAAGCUCUCUUGCUCUGCCUUUCAAGUAGGGAAACAUAAAUGAAUAGAUUCUUAAAUGCCAGUUAAGAUGCCCACAUCCCAUAUGAGGGUGCCUGGGUUCAAUUCCCGGUCGCAGCAACAGAUUCCAGCCUCUUGCCAGGGCAGACUGUGGGAGUCAGUGGUGAUGGCUCAGGUAGUUGGGUUUCUGCCACCCACGUGGGAGACCUAGAUGGUGUCCUGGACCCUGUCUCAGGCCCCAGCCCAGUCCUGGGCUUUAUAACCAUUUUGGGAGCAAACCAGUGAAUGGAAGCUCUGUCUGUUAAUAAUUUUCUAAAGAAGUAUUUGUGUAUUUGAAAAGCUGAGUUUACAGACAGCGAGAGGGAGAGACAGAGAAAUGAAUCUUGCAUCUGCUGGUUCACUCCCCAGAUGGUUGCAACAGCCAGAGCUGAGCCGACUCGAAGCAGGAGCCUCUUUGGGUGUACCACAUGUUGCAGGGGCCUGAGGACUUGGACCAUUUUCCGCUGCUUUCCCAGGUACAUUAGCAGUGAGCUGGAUUGGAAGUGGAGUUCCUGGGUCUUGAACCAGCAUGCAUAUAGGAUGCCAGCAUUGCGGUAGUGGCUUAACCUGCUAUGCCACAAUGCUGGCCCCUAAGUAACUUUUUUUAAAGAUUUAUAUAUUUGGGAGCCAGCAUUGUGGUGUAGCAGGUAAAGCCACCACCUGUAAUGCUGGCAACCCAUAUGGGCACCAGUUCAAGUCCUUGCUGCUCCACUUCUGAUCCAGUUCCCUGCUAAUGGCCUAGGAAAGCAGUACAGGAUUGCCCAAGUUCUUGGGUCCCUACAUCCACAUGGGAAACCUGGAAGCAGCUCCUGGCUUCUGGCUUUGGUCUGACCCAGCCCUGGUCAUUGUGGCCAUUUUGGGGAGAUGAACUAGCGGAUGGAAGAUUUCUCUAUCGGUAACUCUGCCUUUCAAACAAAUAAUAAUAAAACUUUUAUUUGAAAGGCAGAGUGACAGGGACAGAGAUCUUCCAUAGGCUGGUUCACUGUCCCAAAUGCCUGCAAGUCAAAGCUCCUGCCAAGUCAAAGCCAGGAGCCCAGAGUUCCAUCUGAGUCUUCCACAUGGAUGGCAGGGCCCCAGGUAUUUAAGGCAUCCUCCCCUGCCUUCCCAGGCACAUUAGCAAAGGGCUGGAUCAGAAGCUGAGCAGCUAAAACUCGAACUGGUGGUAUGAUAUUGGAUGCUGGUAUCACAGGCAGCAGAUUAAUCCAUUGUGCCACAACAUGGGCCCUAAAAUUUUUUUUAAUUGUUAAAAAAAAAAAGACUUGUGGCAUGAUAGAUUCCAUCCUAUAUCAGAGUGCCAGUUCAAGUCCUAGCUACUCUGCUUCUAUCCAGCUUUUUUUUUUUUUGACAGGCAGAGUGGACAGUGAGAGAGAGAGACAGAGAGAGAAAGGUCUUCCUUUUUGCCGUUGGUUCACCCUCCAAUGGCCGCCGCUGCAGCCGGCGCACCGCGCUGAUCCUGGCAGGAGCCAGGAGCCAGGUGCUUUUCCUGGUCUCCCAUGGGGUGCAGGGCCCAAGCACCUGGGCCAUCCUCCACUGCACUCCCUGGCCAUAGCAGAGAGCUGGCCUGGAAGAGGGGCAACCGGGACAGAAUCCAGCGCCCCAACCGGGACUCGAACCCGGUGUGCCGGCGCCGCAAGGUGGAGGAUUAGCCUAUUGAGCCACGGCGCCGGCUCUAUCCAGCUUUCUGAUAACUCAGCCUCAAGAACUUGAGUCCCUGUUGUGUACGAGAGAGAUCCAGAUAGAAUUCUUGGCUCCUGGCUUUGGUCUGACUCAACCCCUGCUGUUGUGGGUGUUUGGGGAAUGAACCAGGAGAUGGGAGAUCUCUCUCUCUUUCCCUCUUUCUCUCUGCCUUUCAAGUAGAUGUAAAUAAAUAAACAUUAAAAAAAGAGAGAGACUUAGAGUCAGAAUACUGAGGACCACAACGUGCUUUGAAAGAACACUCCUUCAGAUGGGGCAUGGGGCCAGCUGACCUGUGCAGCAUUCUGGUGUUUUACCGCGGGAUCAGGGACGUGCAGAGUGGUGUGGGUUUCCAGAAGCAGCUGAGAGCCAGCCCAGCCCAGCCCAGAUCCUCACUGAAGAUGCCUAGGCCCCUCCUGAGGAUGGUGAGCAUCUAUGUGCACUAUGCAUUCUCUGCUUCUGCCAUUUAAUGGCUACCUGUGUGCCCUUGGGUGUGACUCAGCUCUUAAACCUCAGUUUCCUCCUGAACAACUCCUGGGGCAGUUGUGAGGAUUAAAAGAGAUCACACAAGUAAAGCAUUACUGGCACAGGGCGGCUCUUAAAAUGUGAUAGCAGCUGUUAUUAUCACUGGCAGGAGCUGUACCCGAGAAUUGGGAAGACAUUUGGUGGGAAUUAACCUCUUCCAGUCCUGAGUUUGGGUGUCACUUGACACUUGCUUGAACAGGAGUCUCUGCUGGAUUUGACUGCGUCCUCAGUAAAUAUUUGGAGGCUGCCUGAAGGAAUGAACUUGAAGCUUCAGUGCUGUCUGAACUGGCUUCAGAGUCAGGGGAGGGCCAGGUCCUCUGAAUCUCAGGGCCUUGUUCAUCAGGGUGUGCAAAGCAUCUUUCUGAAGGGUCGGCGUGCACUCUGUGAGGGCUCUGGGGUCCUGCUGCUCUGGCACAGGUACGGGCGGCUCUGGCUGCCUUCCAACCAGACCCAUUAUGUGCUCUGAAACUCAGAUUUCAUAAUAAUUCAAUGUCAAGAAACAGUCUUCCUGGGAUUUUUUUCCAACCAUUCAAAAACAAAAAACAACAACAACAACAAAAAAACGUGAAAACCACUCUGAGCUUGUGGACUGCACUCAAGUGGGCAGCAGCCUGGGUUUGCCCCGCAGGCUAUGGUGUGCAGAUCCCACCGACCUGCUUCCCAGGCCAGGGUCACUCCUCCUGGCUGACUCUUAGAAAUACAAAAACAGGCCAGCGCCGGGGCUCACUGGGUUCAUCCUCCGCCUGCGGCACCGGCAUCCCAUAUGGGCCCGGGUUCUAAUCCUGGUUGCUCCUCUUCCAUCCAGCUCUCUGCUGUGGCCCAGGAAGGCAGUGGAGGAUGGCCCAAGUGCUUGGACCCUACACCCGCAUGGGAGACCAGGAGAAGCACCUGGCUCCUGGCUUUGGAUAGGCACAACGUUAGCCGUGGCAGCCAUUUGGGGAGUGAACCAACAGAAGACCUUUCUCUCUGUCUCUCUCUCUCACUGUCUAUAACUCAACCUGUCAAAUUAAAACAAAUUAAAAAAAAAAAAAAAAAAA
Molecule: messenger RNA, 9288 nt
Organism: Oryctolagus cuniculus (rabbit)
Lineage: Eukaryota; Metazoa; Chordata; Mammalia; Lagomorpha; Leporidae
Source: RefSeq, a predicted model, not a curated record